Molecule: messenger RNA, 954 nt
Organism: Cladophialophora bantiana CBS 173.52
Lineage: Eukaryota; Fungi; Ascomycota; Eurotiomycetes; Chaetothyriales; Herpotrichiellaceae
Exons: 1
Coding region: 1-954 (317 amino acids)
Source: RefSeq, a predicted model, not a curated record
AUGGCUUUCGAAUUGAAAAUAGCGCAUUCUAGGGACGGCACCAAGAUUGCAUUCUACCAAGUCGGUAAGGGACCAGGCAUCAUCAUUCUCCAUGGAGCGAUACAGCAUGGCCUCAGCCACAUGGACCUUGCAAAAGGACUAUCAGAAAGUUUCACCUGCUACCUUCCUGACCGGCGAGGGCGUGGGAGGUCUGGCCCAACCGGAAAGAACUACUCAGUUGAAAAAGAAGUGGAAGAUGUUGAAGCUAUUCAUGCUAUUACUGGUGCAAAAUUCAUCUUUGGUGUGAGCUCGGGGGCACUGAUUACAUUGAGAGCGGCCUUGGCAGCUCCUCCAUCGCACAUACAACGAAUUGCACUAUUUGAACCGCCUUGGUGGCCCGAGUCGGCUCGAGAAGGACAGAUGGCGUGGAGGCGGAGAUUUGAAGCUGAAAUAGAUCGAGGCCAGAUUGCAAAAGCUGCUAUCACUGGAAUGCUUGGGGCGGAGAUGGGCCCGGCUAUCUUCCGUUCCAAAUACUUUCCACAAACCGUCUUGGUGCUCCUGACGAAAGUGAUGAUGACAUUAGAGCAAAGGGAAAAAACAAACAAAGAGACGACUGAUAGCGUCUUACCCAGCAGGCAACCGUUGGUGAAGGAUCUGGUCCCAACCUUCCGCAAUGAUAUCGAAAUUGCGAUGUCCAUGCUCGGAGAAGACAACCUUCAGAAGCUGUCGGCGGUUCAAACAGAGACACUUAUCUUGGGCGGGAGUCGAAGCCCGCCAUUUCUGAAACAUUCGGUUCUUGAGCUUCAAAAUAUCCUCCCCAACUGUGCGCGUGUCGAGUUCGAAGGUCUCGAUCACGGCGGGACGUUUAACAAAGCACAACAUGGCAGUCCGGACGUGUUCGCGGCUGAGCUCCAUCGAUUCUUUUCUCAAGGCAACGGCAACGAGACGUUGAAGGAGGAUGCUUCACCUCGGUGA